CGAAAGGACGAAAAUCCAAAUCGAUAUAUAAUUAAACAUGAUGUUAAGUAUAUUAUCAUUUUGGAAAUUAUUCCAAACAACAUGAGGCUUUAUAGUAACUUCGUUCUUAUUUGUCAUCUUUAUUUUACAGUUUUUUAUACUUAUAAAUUAGAAGAGACAAGACCACAUUUAAUAUUUGCUGAUUCUACAGAAAUAAACGCAAUUGAACUGGAAACUUGGACAAAUAUAACUCUACUCGAUGAUUUAAAGGGAGCUAGAUCUGUAGACUACCAUUAUGAAAAAGGUUUGAUUUUCUGGACAGAUGUCAUCGGAAGACACAUAUCAGUUACAGGAAUAACCAAUGACUUAUUACGAAAGAAUGAAGCUAUUGUUAGAACUAAGAUGGGUGUCAGUUUUGGAAUGGCUGUGGACUGGAUUAAUGACCAUAUUUACUGGACGGAUGAAACCUUUCAGAGUGUGCAUGUCUCUAAUCUUCAAGGUGAAAAUCGCAGAACACUGAUUGAAAACGAGAUAGAAAAUCCGAGAGGUAUAUCACUUUCUCCAUCGGAUAGAAUCCUUUUCUUUUCUGAUUGUGGGAGUACCUAUCCAAGGAUAGAGCGGUGUGGUUUAGAUGGCAAAGACAGAGAAACCAUAGUUUCAAAUGUUGGAGCACCUAUUAGUUUAACAAUAGACCAUAAAGUGAAAAGAAUUUACUGGACUGAUAGACUACAGAAAGGGAUAUAUUCAGCCAAGUUUGAUGGUAGUAGCAUCAAAACUGUCAUGAAAAAUUCGAAUUAUUUGGCUGAACCUUAUGGAAUUGCUGUUCACAAAGACAAAGUAUACUGGACAAAUUGGAGAAACGGAGAAAUAUUGCGGACUGAUAAGUAUGCUAGCUACGAAGUUGAAAAGGUAUUUUCGAGCGCUUUAAACUAUCCCAUCGGCCUGGUAGUAUAUGACAACACUAAACAACAAACAUGGGCUAAUAAUAAAUGUGGCUCAACUAAUGGUGGCUGUUCACAUUUAUGUCUACCGUCGGCUCCAUGGUCUGACAACAUACUUGGGUAUUCAUGCACUUGUUCUGAUGGUCAUUUGCUUGAAAAUGAUAAAAAGACAUGUUCAUAUAAUGGAAGGAAUGUUAAGAUAUUACAUACAGAGGAAGGGACAAUUUCUGAAACAGACAUUGAUUCGGGUCAUCGAAAUACCCUGUCUGUAAUGUCUACUUCAAAACUGGUAGGAAUUGACUAUGACUACGAUCGAGAUCUGAUGUUUUGGACAGAUAGUUACAAUCAAAACAUUUAUGUCUAUUUUCUCAAUUUCAUUGGCAAGUCGACGGCGGGAUUUGGAUUAAAACGUUUGCUGCCAGAUCUUUUCUACACACCAGAUAGCAUAGCUGUAGAUUGGAUAUAUAAACAUAUAUACUGGACUGAUCUAUCUGAUCGGCAGAUACAUGUCUGUGACUAUUAUGGUGUAUAUAGGAAAACAUUUGUGACCAAAGAAUUAAAAUAUCCUGAUGCCCUAGCCUUGUCUCCAAAGGAUGGGUUGAUGUUUUUUUCGGAUUUUGAUUCAAUAUUUGGUGGUAAAAUCUUACGAUCUGCUAUGGAUGGAAGUGAUCGAAAGACUAUCAUAAACAAAGGAGUUAAUGAAGUGUUUGGUAUAGCUGUUGAUCAACAAGGUCGUCGGAUAUACUGGACAGAUGCUUCUUUAGAAACAAUUAAAUCUGCAACAUUUGAUGGGACAGAUGUGCAUACAAUUAUAACGUUCACCGAGGAAUCGUCACCCAAUCCUUAUGGCAUAGACGUUUUUGGGGAAUUGAUAUAUUGGACAAAUGAUAAAGACCGAAGUAUCUAUACUGUACACAAAUAUACGGGUAUAGAUACGAAACCAUUUCUGACAAACCUUGAUAAUCCAAAACAUAUGAAGAUAGUUUCAAAGGAAUCACAAAAAGAAGGAUUAAAUAGGUGUGGGGAAAAUAAUGGACACUGUGAUCAUCUUUGCUUACCGGUUCCUGUUACACCACUUACAUAUAAAGGAUACACAUGUGCGUGCUCAGAUGGCUUUCUGCUAGAAGAUAAUGUACAUUGCAUUCUGAAAGAGUCCGCACCAUUGGUAAAAGAUGAGCUGUGA
This is a messenger RNA of Mytilus trossulus (common blue mussel), 2103 nucleotides long. RefSeq names its product low-density lipoprotein receptor-related protein 4-like. Gene Ontology annotation, biological process: canonical Wnt signaling pathway. Gene Ontology annotation, molecular function: Wnt-protein binding; Wnt receptor activity. NCBI's taxonomy places the organism in Eukaryota, Metazoa, Mollusca, Bivalvia, Mytilida, Mytilidae. The record is from RefSeq and is a predicted model, not a curated record. The transcript is spliced from 12 exons. Bases 82 to 2103 code for a protein of 673 amino acids.